Engraulis encrasicolus (European anchovy) is the source of this 881-nucleotide messenger RNA. RefSeq names its product complement C1q tumor necrosis factor-related protein 3-like. The coding region runs from base 93 to 824 and encodes 243 amino acids. NCBI's taxonomy places the organism in Eukaryota, Metazoa, Chordata, Actinopteri, Clupeiformes, Engraulidae. The transcript has 2 exons. The record is from RefSeq and is a predicted model, not a curated record. Gene Ontology annotation, molecular function: protein binding.
GGAGUCCUAGACACUGCUGCUGCUGCACCUACAUCUACAAUAAAUAUUGCUGUUACAGACACCAGUCACAGUCUCUUAAAGUGACUUAGAAGAUGAGGGCUGCCAUCUCACUGCUGGUGCUGUUGCUCUCCAUGUGUGGAGCUCGGACUCGGACCACCCGGACUGAGGUCCAGGCAGAGAGCCAGGGAACUGGGUCUGCUGCUGAAGUCUCUACCCAGCUUGACAUCUCUGCUGAGCUGAAGGAACUCAGUGACAUGGUUGUGGAGCUGAGGGUAAUGCUUAGAUACACCCAAGAGGAUGUUAAGGUCCUGGAGGCGGAUAAUGUAGCAAUGAAGCAGAGGCUGGCAGCCAGUGAGACAGAUAAUAUAGCAAUGAAACAAAGGCUGGCAGUCAGUGAGACUGAGGUGGAGGCAGCACCCAAGGUGGCCUUCUCAGCAGGUCUGGGUGUCUCAGGAUCCAUAGAGUCUGGGAGUUAUUACCUGGACUUAGUGUUCAGUAGAGUCAUCACCAAUGUAGGACAGGCCUACAGCAGCAAAACUGGCUUCUUCACAGCUCCAGUCAGUGGGGUCUACUACUUCAGGUUCACUGUUAUGGAUAAGCUGGACACCCGCUACAUGGCUAUCAGUAUGUGUAAGAAUGGAGUGCAACUCAUGUGGCUGUCUGAGCAUGACACUGAUGGGCAGCGUACCUAUCUGUCCAGUGGCCUAACUCUGCAGCUGGAGAAGGGAGAUGUAGUGAACCUGGUGCUACCAACAACCUACAGACUCCAUGAUACUUCUAGUAACCACAGCACCUUCAGUGGCUUCCUGCUCUUCCCUCUCUGAAUGCCAGAAUAUAUUAUCACCAUGAUCGCUCACUCUUCAUUUCAGUGAUUAUUUGAU